GCCGGCGGCGCCGACGUCGCAGCAUCAGUUCGCUGUCGUCUGCUCCCGAGGAACACAGCACAUCACCUCUGACGCCAUGAAGACUCUUCUGGUCGCUGUAGCGCUGUUGGCCAUGGCCCAGUGCAUGCCUGAGCCAGAGCCCGAGGCAAAGGCAGCCCCCGGCUUCCUGAGCGGCGGUUACGGAGGCGGCUUCGGCGGCGGCUACGGAGGCGGCUACGGAGGCGGCUACGGAGGCGGACUGGGAGGCGGACUGGGAGGCGUUGGCCUCGCCGCCGCUCCCGCUAUCGGCAUCGCUGCUGCCCCCGCUGUUGGCAUCGCCGCCGCCCCCGCAACCUUGGUGCGCACCCGAGUGGUGCCUGGACCGGCUCGCCUGGUGCAGCCGCCCCCAGUGGUGCAGAGGCAGGUGAUCCAGCCUCCCCCCAUCGUGCAGACCCGCCUGAUCCAGCCCCCUGCCCAGCUCGUUCAGGGACCACCUCAGGUCAUCCACGAGCAGACUCCAGCGGUGAUCAAGACUGCUGUGCCUGCAAUCGCUGCUGCCCCAGCUAUCGGCUUCGGCUACAAAUCUCUGCUUCACUAAGCUCCAGGUCGCCAGCAUCUGGUUCCGCCAGAAGCAGCCUGAUGCAAACAUCCAACGACGGCAAGAUGAACAUCUUGAUAUUCCUCUUACUCUUCGUUUCUAGAACAUCGCAUUAUCUUAAUUUAUUUCUUCCAAGUGAACAAAGACAUUGUACCAUCGCUCUAAAUUAUGCAAUAAAGCUUUGAGUGUCAGAAUACAA
Molecule: messenger RNA, 776 nt
Organism: Schistocerca serialis cubense
Lineage: Eukaryota; Metazoa; Arthropoda; Insecta; Orthoptera; Acrididae
Product: cuticle protein 79
Exons: 4
Coding region: 77-577 (166 amino acids)
Source: RefSeq, a predicted model, not a curated record